AUGGCACGGAUCCACGGUGCAGUUGACGGCGGUUGGUCUGACUGGGGCCCAUGGUCUGGCUGCAGCGUGACGUGUGGAGUCGGGACGGAGACCCGGGACAGAACCUGCACCAACCCUGCACCAGAGAACGGGGGGGCAGACUGUGACGGACCUGCUCAGGAGACACAGGCAUGUGACACGGGGAUGUCUUGUCCAGUUGACGGUGGCUGGUCCGACUGGGGCCCAUGGUCUACCUGCAGCGUGACGUGUGGAGUCGGGACAGAGACUCGGGACAGAACCUGCACCAACCCUGCACCAGAGAACGGUGGGGCAGACUGUGACGGACCUGCUCAGGAGACACAGGAAUGUGACACGGGGGUGUCGUGUCCAGUUGACGGUGGUUGGUCCGACUGGGGCCCAUGUUGA
Molecule: messenger RNA, 405 nt
Organism: Branchiostoma belcheri (Belcher's lancelet)
Lineage: Eukaryota; Metazoa; Chordata; Leptocardii; Amphioxiformes; Branchiostomatidae
Product: properdin-like
Exons: 5
Coding region: 1-405 (134 amino acids)
Source: RefSeq, a predicted model, not a curated record